Molecule: messenger RNA, 1091 nt
Organism: Vollenhovia emeryi
Lineage: Eukaryota; Metazoa; Arthropoda; Insecta; Hymenoptera; Formicidae
Gene: Rpb7
Product: DNA-directed RNA polymerase II subunit RPB7
Exons: 8
Coding region: 203-724 (173 amino acids)
Biological process (GO): transcription initiation at RNA polymerase II promoter; positive regulation of nuclear-transcribed mRNA poly(A) tail shortening; positive regulation of translational initiation
Cellular component (GO): RNA polymerase II, core complex; P-body
Molecular function (GO): single-stranded RNA binding; translation initiation factor binding; single-stranded DNA binding
Source: RefSeq, a predicted model, not a curated record
UGAACGUAGCCAAUCGUGGGGCGCUAGUGUGUUUACCAACGAUUGUAGUUGAUCGUAACCUAACCUAACCUAUACGCACAUUUGUUGACUAUAUAUAAACCGGUAUAGACCUCGCUGGGAUCAUUUAGUUUAUUUAAAAACUUUCUUAAAUUUAGAUUGGAUAAAAUAAUUAUAAUAUCAUUUCAAUUAAUAUACAAACAUCAUGUUUUAUCACAUCUCGUUGGAGCACGAGAUUUUGUUACAUCCCCGCUACUUCGGUCCCCAAUUACUCGACACUGUAAAGCAGAAGCUCUAUACGGAAGUGGAAGGCACCUGUACAGGAAAAUAUGGCUUCGUCGUCGCGGUCACGACAAUAGACAACAUAGGAGCCGGUAUUAUACAACCGGGACAGGGUUUUGUAGUAUAUCCCGUCAAGUAUAAAGCGAUUGUGUUCAGGCCAUUCAAGGGUGAAGUGCUGGAUGCGAUCGUGACUCAAGUGAAUAAGGUUGGCAUGUUCGCUGAAAUAGGUCCGCUUUCGUGCUUUAUAUCCCAUCACUCAAUCCCAGAGGACAUGCAGUUCUGCCCGAAUGUGAACCCAGCCUGUUACAAAUCCAAGGAAGAAGAUGUAGUUAUUCAAGCGGAUGACGAGAUUAGAUUGAAAAUCGUGGGCACGAGAGUCGAUGCUACGGGAAUUUUUGCUAUUGGCACGUUAAUGGAUGAUUACUUAGGUCUUGUGUGCAACUAGCGUGUCUGCAGUCUGUUUGCCCGGCAAACUUCUAUUAGUUUAUCUAAACACAGUUUUUACAUUCCGGAAACAAUUCACGUGUCUUAAAAUACUUCCUACUUUUUUAUACAAGGAGCGGAGAAUUAAUCUUAUGUAAAGAUUGUAUAAAGAUAUUUUGUGUAUAUAAAGAUUAUAUCUUGGGCUGCGGGGAGACGCUAUUAGAGCUGAAAACGUCAGUCUAUCUUCGUCACUGUCGAACAAAGAUAGAAAACGCUUUUAGCGCUGAAAGCGCGCUCCCCGAACGCACCUUUCAUGUAAGAUAUUGAUGAUGUGGUCAAUCCGACAAACAGAUAUGAAAAUACAAUGAUAUAAAAGUCAUAUUUGGAUA